Microthlaspi erraticum is the source of this 258-nucleotide messenger RNA. The record is from the annotation of a GenBank genome assembly. NCBI's taxonomy places the organism in Eukaryota, Viridiplantae, Streptophyta, Magnoliopsida, Brassicales, Brassicaceae.
AUGGAGACUGAGAUCGUCAUUAUGGAGCUUGAUAUCAGUUCCAUCUGUUUCGCAUGUAACUUCGUUGCCGAUUUCAAAUCUUCAGAGUGAUGUCCUUGGACAAGUUGUCUUGGGGAGAUGGUGAUGCUAGAGACCGCUAACAAACCAGCGAAGAAGCUCCAACUUGAACUGGGACAUUGUACCUUAUGGAAUUCAAUGGCCGAGGAAAUGCUGAAGCAUGCGAGAGUGAUGGAGAUGAAAGGGUCAUUUGUCUAUUAA